GGUCGUGUAUCACAACGGAGGAGUGCUUCUCGACAAAUAUACAAGUCGUUCAGAGCAUAUAUAAGGGCGGUGGUGUAUUGACCAGACGCCAAGUAACUAGCCCAGCAUGCCUUGUGAGAGCUUGGAACAGCUUGUGGACGAUAUCCUUAUCGAAAUCCUCUGUGGAUUGCCUGUCCGAGAUAUUUUGUCCAUCCGACAGACCUCGAAGCGGCUGUCGUCUGUGACGCGGGUGCGCAAUGUCUGGCAUCACAAAUUCUGCGCCGAGGUGCUCGGCCACGCCCUCUCGCUAGACGGGUCGAGAUACCUCUCUGUACCCUCGUCAGACCUGGAGUCGCGGACGCGGCGGGCGCUGCGCCUGCACAAGAAGUGGCCCGCGAUCGAGUCGCCCAAGGCGGUUGCGUUUGAGGCUCCUGCUGAACAUGGUGCGGUGCGGCAGGUGGUGCUGCUGCCCCAGGCCUGGCAGAUCCUGACCGUGCACGAUCAUCGUGUGCUGUGCUGGCAACUCCGGGAGUCUAAUGGCUCCAGCUUGGACGUCCACCAUGAGGGGGAGUAUACGUUCCCGCCGGACGAUGCUCCUCGGCUUGUUCGCGAUGCGGCGGGCUCAGAUACAGUUGCGCUUGGGUCACUGACAAGGCCAAAGCUGCCGGUCGUAAUAUUUUCAAUAGGGCAGAAGCCCAUAUUCCUGGAACGUCGCGUUAUCCAGUCUUUACCCGGCGUUAUGGUGGGCCUUUGGCGCCACCUAUUAUUCUAUGAUACCACAACGCCGGAGACCGCCGACGAAACCACUGGAAUGGAGAUUAUCGACUGGCGCGGCAGUGCUGGAGGCUCGGUGCUCUGCCCUCGUUUCCAUCCGCAGUGCGGUGAUUUCAUUGACCUGCAGGUAUUCGCGUCUCAUCUGUUGGUCGUAUGGGAGGCUGCGAUCGCGGUAUUUGCCAUGCCCGAGAUCCCGGAAGAAGGUCAAGCCGUUGCCGAUCCAGUAAAGAUAUACCUGUUCGCGGAACCCGUCUCGCGGCCAAUCGCAUUUACGACUUGCAGCCAGGGUUCCGUGGACACCGCAGUUGACCCAUCCAAGGUUGCGCACUCCCUGACCAUAAUCGCGCGUCCCAAGCACCGACCGUACGGGCUCGUCCACUCCGUUCUACGACCCCUUCCAAACGAUGAUUCCGAUUUCCCUUUCGGUCUGACUCGCAUCCCCUCGCGCACCGAGCGGUCGUGCUGCGCGCUGUCCUGCGGGUCGAGCGGGCGAGGCAUUUGGAUCGACGCGAAUUCGGUGCUUCGCUGCAGCCCUGCACCCAUGAUGCUUCCCUCGUCUGAUAUCCAAUACACUGUCGACUGGGUGCCGAACCCGGUAUGGACUCUCAAUACGCGAGUUAAUCCCGACUCUGCCUGCAUGGAUUUCGACGAGGGCAUGGGGCUGAUCGUCGUCGGGACCGGGGAGGGAAAGAUCUCCAUUAUAGACCUAGCCUGACAGGAUCCGUAUACUCAAGGCCGGAGAUUAAAGUUCCUGAAUCCCGCUCAGGCUGUGCGUACGAGUGAUCAGAAUUAGAUCAAAGGUUCUCCUGGUAUCAGAUCUCCCUCCAUACUACAGUAUUUCCCUAGUGUAAUGUUGUCCUAUAGACGCUUCGGACGCACUUACCUGGUCCUCGCGAAUUAGAUUGCUUUUU
This is a messenger RNA of Gloeophyllum trabeum ATCC 11539, 1664 nucleotides long. RefSeq lists its product as uncharacterized. The coding region runs from base 107 to 1468 and encodes 453 amino acids. The record is from RefSeq and is a predicted model, not a curated record. The transcript is spliced from 4 exons. Gene Ontology annotation, molecular function: protein binding. Lineage: Eukaryota; Fungi; Basidiomycota; Agaricomycetes; Gloeophyllales; Gloeophyllaceae.